This is a messenger RNA of Notolabrus celidotus (New Zealand spotty), 4378 nucleotides long. RefSeq names its product un-named sa1614. Gene Ontology annotation, biological process: positive regulation of GTPase activity. The record is from RefSeq and is a predicted model, not a curated record. The transcript has 28 exons. Gene Ontology annotation, molecular function: protein binding; GTPase activator activity. Gene Ontology annotation, cellular component: cytoplasm. NCBI's taxonomy places the organism in Eukaryota, Metazoa, Chordata, Actinopteri, Labriformes, Labridae. Bases 697 to 3720 code for a protein of 1007 amino acids.
GUGCGCGCUCCCGCGGCACACAGCCCCGCCGCCGUGCCUCGUGAACGCGCCGGUACAUGCGGGUUGAAUAAAGAAGGAAAAGCAGAAAAAAAAUCAGCUGAUGGUUAAAAACACUUCAGGCUGAUUCUGAGCUAAGAGCAGACACCGGUUUGAUUCCCACACCUGCAGCCGGUCUCGUGAUCCGGAGGGGUCCAGUACUCUGCUCACCUCAGCCGGUCUUUGUCAGCUGGUUCACGGAGACCCGGGCUGGGUUUGUGGGUUUUCCUCUGUAUGAAUCUGAAUCUGAAAAGAGACUCUUUUGUUUAAACGCGAUGCUGCAUCGGGAGUGUUUUACUUUCGGUUUUCAGUGAAUCAUCGCUGAUGGGGAAGAUCUCCAGCUGGAUUUAAUCACCUUUUGUUUGGAGGAAGAGGAGGAAGAGGCUCACAGUGAAGUCACACUAACGGAUCUGCUCUCUAAUUACCGUUUUUAUCUGCCGGUGAAGGCUGGAUUAUGCUCACUGAGCUGCAGAGAGAGCUCUAACGGGAUUACCUCACCUUCAUUUAUUACAGGGGUUUAUUCUCAUAAUCAGAGCCGACUCUGGGGAUCGGGUUUAGGGGUUGCGCCUGAUUCCCUCGCUCUUUUGUGUGGAACCCAGUCUGUCAGUCCCGGACUCUGUUAGCCUGUCUCAGCUGGUCCCGCUGGUGGGUCCCGGUUUGAUGAGCACCAUGCCGGAGUGCGUGUCCGUUUCCGACUUCUUGCAGGAGGUUCAGGACGACUGGAGCUCCCCGACCACCUCCUCCUUCACCUCCAAGAUGAUCAGCUGCAGGAACACGGUCUACCUGCUGGAGGAGGUUCUGGACAGUGACCGGUUGGUGCUGCAGAAGAUGAAGAAAGCUGCCAAAGCCAAAUUCACUGCAGGACAAGACCACGUGUCUUACCUAGAGCAGUACAUCAACUCCAUGGAGAAGCUGUCGGUCAACUGUCACUCAAACGGAGAGUCUGAGGUCGGCUCGGCUUUCUGUCGACUGGCAGACUUUUCCAAAGAGCUCCUCUCUCCCAUGAAGAACCUGUUAAAGAGCAUGCUCCACAACAUCAACUUCUUCCUGGACUCUUUGGUUAAAGGAGACCUGCGGGAGGUGAAGGGGGAUCUGAAGAAGCCUUUUGACAAAGCGUGGAGGGACUACGAGAGCAGAUUUAAGCAGGUGGAGAAGGAGAAGCGGGAGCUGGCUCGGCAGUACGGGAUGGUGAGGAGCGAGGUGAGCGGGGGAGAGAUCGCAGAGGAGCUGGAGAAAGAGAGACGCUCCUUCCAACUGAGCAUGUGUGAGUAUCUGAUAAAGGUGAAUGAGAUAAAGACAAAGAGAGGAGUGGACCUGCUGCAGAACCUUAUCAAACACUACCACAGCCACAAUAACUUCCUGCAGGAGUGUGUGUCCACCACUCAGAGGCUGAAGCAGUACAUGGAGGAGCUGAAUGGAGUCCUGACGACGGUGAAGCAGCAGCAGGAGGAGGAGAAAAAGCAGCUGGUGACUCUCAGAGAUCUGCUGAGGCCGGUCGUCCACACAGAGCAGGACACUUUACCUAAGCAGGUGUACAGUAUGCAUCAGCUGCUGGGAGACAAACAAUAUGGGACAGAAAGAACCGGGUUCCUCUACAAGAAAAGUGAUGGGUUAAGGAAAAUGUGGCAGAAGAGGAAAUGUUCAGCUCAUAACUGUUACCUGACCAUCGCACACGCUACUCCUAAUAAACCUCCAACCAGACUCAACUUACUCACCUGUCAGGUUAAACCCAGCGUGGAGGACAAGAAAUGCUUUGACCUCAUAUCUCAUAAUCGGACAUACCACUUCUUGGCUGAGGAUGAAGCUGAGUGUGUGGCCUGGAUCUCGGUGCUCAGUAACAGUAAGCAGGAGGCUCUGAACGUGGCUCUGGAUGGGGGGAGGAGAGGGGGAGGAGGUGGGGAGAGCAGUGUGGAGGAUCUGACCCGGGCCAUCACUGAUGACGUCAGACGGAUGCCAGGAAACACAAACUGCUGUGACUGUGGAGCUCCAGAUCCUGGAUGGCUCUCGACCAACCUGGGCAUCCUCACUUGUAUUGAAUGUUCAGGGAUCCACAGGGAGAUGGGGGUCCACGUCUCCAGGAUCCAGUCUCUGAGUCUGGACAGCUUGGGGACAUCUGACUUAUUGUUGGCCAGGAAUGUCGGUAACUCUGGUUUUAAUGAAAUACUGGAGGCAAACUUGCUGAGUCCGUCCAUGAAGCCCUCUCAGCACAGCCACAUGGCAGAGCGUAAAGAUUUCAUCAUGUCAAAGUAUCAGGAUGUCCAUUUUGUGAGGCGCAGCCACAACUCUUCUGCAGCGCUGCGACUCGGCCUGCAGGAGGCGACAAAGAACUGCGAUAUCUACAGUCUGAUCCAGCUGUACGCUCAGAGGACAGAGCUGAGCCAGCCACUGCACUCACACAUACAGGAGAAAGGUGAAACAUCGCUCCAUCUAGCCGUUCUAUUGGCUGACAGGACGUCACUGCACAUCCUGGACUUCCUCGCUCAGAACUGCUCCAAUGUGGACGUGCAGACAUCAGCAGGAAACACGGCGCUGCACUACAGCUGUCUGCACAACAAGAGCGACUGUGUGAGGCUGCUGCUGAGAGCCCGGGCCAGCACGCACAUCAAGAACGAUUUGGGGGAGACGGCUCUGGACGUGAGCCACAGGUUGAAGCACUUUCACUGUGAGACUCUGAUGCAGCAAGCUCAGUCUGACCUGUUCGACCAUCACGUCCACGUGGAGUACGAGUGGAGGCUCCGUCACGAUGAUCUCUACGACAGCGACGAUGAAUUCGAAGACAAGAACGGUCCAAUAAAGAAGGAGCGCUCCACCUCUACCUCCUCAUCCACCUUCACCUCCUCCUUCUCCUUCUCCUCCCGUCCCUUCAGCUUCAAUCAGUCGAACUCCUCUGGCAUCCCCAACUCUUCCUCUGCAGUGGCAGCGGCUGCAGCAGGUGGAGGUCUGCUCAGCGUGGGGAGGAGGCUCGCCAUGGCCAUGGAACUCCACAAUCGUCCUUCAGGCCCUGUCUCCAGCCCGCCUCCUCCUCCCCCGUCCUCCCCAGCUCCCCCGCUGCCCCCGAGAGUCAAAGUUCCCAAUGUUCCUCCUCCUCCUCCUCCCGCUGGGGGAGAAGAAGAGGAGGAAGAAGGGGAGGUUUUUUUCCCCAUGACAGGAAACAGGAAGCCGACUCCGCCUCCGAUUGCAGUACGACACAAGAGGACCUGCUCUGAGUCAGGCAAGCACGAUUAUGGGCUGCCAACCAGUCCCAGAAUCUACAGUGGACCAGACUCCUCCUUCAGAAAGUGUGUUCCUUCGUCUCCUCUCAGCUCGCUGACUGAGCGCCCCGAAAGAGGUUUUCGGAGAGCAGAUAGUGACUGUAACUCCUCCCACUUUCUGCACCCUGCCAGUAAAGCUCCGCCCAACCGGUCACCCACCAAUCAUCGCUCUCAGAGUUUUGACAACGACAACAGAGGCCCUGCCCCCCAGCCACUUCCUCGGAGAUCAUUGCCUCGAGGUGCAACGAGCCGUCGGGUUGAAGCUCUGUACGACUGUCAGGCUGACCACCACGAUGAGCUGAGCUUCUGUGAGGGACAGGUGCUGGUGGUCCUGGGACAGGAGGACAGUGAUUGGUGGCAUGGUUACAUCGAGGACGAACCAGAUCAGAGGGGUUUGUUUCCGUCCUCCUUCGUCCAGCUGCUCAUAGACUGACGAUAACCUGGACUGCACUGGACCAGAACCAGAAGCAGUGCAGAUCCGGAACCCCAUCUGUCAGACUGAAGAACCAGAACCUGGAGCUCAAGAACUAAACCAAAUCAGUGCUGAAUUCAUUGAUCUCACUUGGCCUGAGUUGGACUUUCAGGUCAGACUUAAACUUUUAAGAGUGGACUGAUCCGGUCCUGACAAGCUCUUUGACCCUCUGAGGUCACAUGAUCACAGACUGCCGCACUGAUACGCUGUGACUCAAGGCUGAUGUUGACGAUACACAUAUUUAUUUAUUUAUUUAUUUAAAUUAUUUUUAAUAAAAGCACAGAUAACAGAACAACAGAAUGGACACCACACACACACACACACACACACACACACACACACACACACACACACACACAAGCCCCUACUCUCCCAUGUCAGGCUCCACCCCCUUUUUGGGGCAGGGCUUAACCUUCCAUAAUGUGAUGAGCACAAAGGACUGUACACUAAUGUAUAUAAAAACAGCUGUUGGCUCAUAAUUCAGGUAACAUCUGUCAGUCUGAGCACGAGCGUGUCUCAGGUGAUGCUUCAAGAGCACAAGACGUUAAAAAGCCUCGAUUAAGAAUCAGAACAGCGUGUUACUGCCACUGUUACAAAAUAAAACGUUACGAUAAGAGCA